Pangasianodon hypophthalmus (striped catfish) is the source of this 4881-nucleotide messenger RNA. RefSeq names its product FERM domain containing 6 (gene frmd6). The transcript is spliced from 14 exons. The record is from RefSeq and is a predicted model, not a curated record. Lineage: Eukaryota; Metazoa; Chordata; Actinopteri; Siluriformes; Pangasiidae. Gene Ontology annotation, cellular component: cytoskeleton; cytoplasmic side of apical plasma membrane. Gene Ontology annotation, biological process: positive regulation of hippo signaling. The coding region runs from base 441 to 2258 and encodes 605 amino acids.
AUUCCGUGCCGGUAUUUCCGUCUGUAUUUUGUCACCCUUCCCAGCGGAGUUGGCACAUUCCGCUCAGCAGCUCCACAUGUAUCGUAACUUGUUACCUCUCCAGAGCUCACUGUGCCCUUCCUCACUCCGAUGUGUUACUAUUCUGCGUAAAGAAGAAGAGACAGAGUGUUUGGGCUCGCUUUGGAUUAUAGCGGAUAAAUCACUGUUACGGAAUUGGUUAGCGCGUAGUAACAGAAAAAAGGGGAGUGGACGUGUCGUGAAGCAAUUGAGUGUGUGUGUGUGUGUGUGUGUGUGUGAGAGAGAGAGAGAGAGAGAGAGACUGUCUGUCUGUGUAUGUGUGAAUUUACCAGACCCAGUACAGUGAGAGUAUAAGCGUGAGGGCGCUCUUGGGGGCGGAGCUCCACAAAGGGGCAGAGUUUCCAGGAGGAAGCCAGACAAACAUGAGCAAAUUGACGUUCCACAACAACAAGACCAUGCAGGAUCGCCGUUGUGUGUGUGUGUUUCUCCCAAACGAUGAAACACUCAACGUCAUUGUCAGUGUGAAGACUUUGUGUCAGGAAUUGUUGGAGCAGGUGUGUGAUCUGCUCCGACUGAAGGACUGUCACUUAUUCGGCCUAAGCGUUGUUCAGAAUAAUGAGCACAUCUAUAUGGAACUGGGACAGAAGCUGUCCAAAUACUGCCCGAAGGAGUGGAAACGAGAAGCCAGCAAGGGAAUCGAUCAAUUUGGGCCUCCGAUGAUUGUGCACUUCAGAGCUCAGUACUAUGUGGAGAAUGGCAGACUAAUCAGUGAUCGCAUGGCAAGGUAUUAUUAUUACUGGCAUUUGAGGAAGCAAGUGCUGCAGUCCCAAUGUGUCCAGCGGGAAGAGGCCUAUUUCUUGCUCGCUGCAUUUGCUCUUCAGGCCGACCUGGGAAACUACAAACGGAACAAACACUUUAGCUCCUACUUCCAGCCUGAGUCCUACUUUCCUUCCUGGGUGAUCACUAAGAGGGGGAGAGACUACAUUCUGCGGCAUAUUCCCAACAUGCAUAAGGAACAAUUUGCUCUCACAGCAUCAGAGGCUCAGUUGAAAUACAUCAAGCAAGCAGCACUCCUGGAUGACGUCACUGUCCACUACUACCGCCUCUAUAAGGAUAAAAAAGAAGUGGAGGCAUCUUUAACUCUGGGGCUUACACUGCGUGGCAUCCAGGUCUUUCAGAAUGUGGGCACUGUUCGGCAGCUUCUAUAUGAUUUUCCCUGGACCAACGUGGGCAAACUUGUAUUUGUGGGGAAGAGGUUUGAGAUCCUGCCCGAUGGCUUGCCCUCUGCCAGAAAGCUAACCUACUAUACUGGCUGUCCGCUGCGUUCCCGCCAUCUCCUACAGUUGCUUAGCAACAGCCACCGCCUAUACAUGAACCUUCAGCCUGUGCUUAAGCAAGUCCGACGCCUGGAGGAGAACGAAGAGAAAAAGCAGUAUCGGGAGUCAUAUAUAAGUGAUGCGCUGGAGUUGGACAUGGAGCAGCUGGAGCAGCGAUCUCGUGCUAGUGGCAGCAGCAUGGGCAGUGUUUCACGCCAAAAACGUUUCUCGCGUCACUCCACCACCAGCCACAGCAGCUCACACACAUCAGGCAUUGAAACCGACAGCUUCCGAACUCCAGCACACACACCGCACCGGCCACUCCGCUCACACUCCUCCUCCAACACCAGCCACGCCAGCACACACACCUCCGGCAUUGAGAGCAGUGGCAAGGAGCGAGGCCUGGAUGAUGAUGAGAUUGAGAUGUUGGUCGAUGACCCUAAAGACUAUGAAGAACUAACUGAUUUAGCAUUGGAGCUCAGUCAAGACCUCUGCAUUCACAUCACCGAGGACAUGCUAACGUCUGCACAAAGCAAUGGCUACUCAGGCUUAGUUGUGAAGGAAGUAAGCUCAUCAACAUCGAGUUCAUCUGAGACCGUGGUGAAGAUGAAAGGCCAAAGCAUUGAAUCGCUCCCUCAGAUGGUGUCUGGCAGAAAGUCUCAGAACUCCACAGACCGGCAUAGCCAAUCACUAGAUGAUGUCCGUCUAUACCAGAGGAACUCCCUGGAGUGGGUGGAGCCCUGUCAGGACUCUGCCCACAGUUACACAUUUGGUUGUGUGGAGGAGCUUAGCAACGGUUACCAGGGAGUUGCAGAACAGCGGGCUGGUAUCUGUGAUGACCAACACCCUUUUCCCAUCAAAAGAACCAACAAGUACUUCUCCCUGGACCUGACCGCAGAGGAGGUGCCCGAGUUUGUGGUGUGAAGGGGGGAGGAUGAUCAGAACAAAGAAAAAAGAUUAAAGACAUGACUGAGGACAUUUAUUUGUGUGCGCACACUCGCUCGCGCAUGUGUGUGUGUGUAUGAGAGAGAGUGUGUAAGGAUCAUAAUGUAAUGAGGCUGCUGAAUUUCGGAAGAGAAAGGGAAACUGCAGUCUGUCUCAGCUGCUUUAGCAAAACGUGAACUUCUCCACGUGUGUGUGUGUGUGUGUGUGUGUGUGUGUGUGAGUGUGUGUUUGAAUACUAUAUGAGCUAUUAACCAAAGAUGAGCAGUCCUCAGUGUUCAAUAAGCAACCGAACAUACAAGCCAUAUCAUAAUACUUAAUGGACAGGAAUGGUACUAGUGUGUAUUUUACAUUACCAGGCAAAGUUUGGACACACUAGAUGUAUAUUUUUCAUUGUCUUAAAGAUAUUUUGAUUAAUGCUUAUGGUUGAACCUGGUUUCUAAGACAAAUGUAAAUAGUGAUGUUAAUGCCCUUGCAUAAAUCUAUUUCUGAAUCAGAAUAUAUUUUUAAUAAGUAUUUUUUGUUUGGAGUAAAUUGCUUCCCCAAACAAGUAGUUUUCAUUAAGAACAUUGCAGAAGCAACCAACAAGUGCUUGGCUUAUCUGGGAACUUUAAGAAACGCCUCCUGGGUGAGGCUUAUACACAAUGAAGCUGGUUGAGAAGAUGCCAAGUGUGUGCAAAACAUGAUCAGGAAUACAGUUAAGAAUUAUAAAUAUUUUGUUUCUUGGCCACUGCAUAAUUCCAUAUGUGUUAUUUGUUAAUGGUAACGUCAUUUUUAUUGCAAAAUAGAACAUAUGAAGAAAACUCUCCUAUGAGCAGGUGUGUCCAAACUGUUGACUGGUUGUUUGUAUGAUGUGUGGGUGAUGUGUGUGUAAUGUGUGCAUUGUGGUGCUGGCUGCUCUAAUUGAACCGCCUGUGCCUUUGUUACACUAUGCAAGUUUGAGACCCUAUUACUGGGAGUCUCCCAAGUCUUUCAUCUGUGCACCAAGUACAUUUUACCCCUAUACCAAGGAAACAAGCAGAGACGGUUACUGUCUGGUCACACAGCUUUCAGUAACACUUGAGCAGUUUCUGCUCUAAUGUUCAACCAAACCAAGUUGUGGUGAGUUGCACAGAUGCAAUCAUAAUUUUGUCUUCUUUAAUCCUCUCCAGAAUAACCAAACCACAGGUUUCUUGUGUUUUAAGCCUGAGAUGGCAGAAUAUUGAUGUCAUACCCAUAGAAUAAUGGACUGGUGAAGUCCUCGAAAAACAAACAUGGCACACAAAGGUUGUUUUGACAAUUACCAUAUUUUGGUGUUUAUACUUGAUCAGCUGUCAGGCAAAGCUGUAAAGUGGAAAAAUAUGGGGAUAGAAAAAUGGCCAGAGCUGGAGUUCUAGCUGCAGUGGUGUUAGAGUGGGAAGGAUCAUUAAAAAAGCCAAACUGGGGUUUUCCAAGACAUUGCAGCCCAUGUAGAAACCCACCAACCAGACCUUUCCUGCCAAUCUAUAUUUACCAUAAGACCAUAUGCUUUAUGUUUGUCUUUUUUGCUAAGUUUUGGUGAUGUUACUUUAAUUAUUUUUGCAAACUGGAACUUUUUAUUUUAUAAGUAUUUUUGUUAAACUGUUGUUGACAUAAAGGUGGGAGCCAUGUCUUUUUUUACGUUUUUGUUUGCCACAUUGUCAGUAUUACUGGAGGUCAGUAUUAGAAAUACCCGUUCUCCCACUUUAACCAGUGUGCUUGUGUGUAUGUGUUUAUUCUUAAUAAGGAAUUAUUCAGUAACCUAUAAUCAAUAACAUAUCAAUAACUAAUGAAGAUUUUUAUAUACUACAGGUGAAUCAUGUGAGAUAUCAAAUGAUAAUGUCAUAAUUAAAGCUGCAUUGUGCUCCCACCUGUGUGCUCAGAAAAAAAUAACCUAGAUUUCUUUCACAGUUUCUCUUUUUUUUGGGUCAUCACCAGCACUUUUAAAUUCUCUCAUGCAUGUGGGUAGCUAUUCAGGUCCAUCUGCAGUCUUUUCCAUCAUAUUGCACCAUGGUGAUUUCCCUCAGACUUGUAAUCGCAUUAAUACUUCACAUUACUAAAGAGUAAUUAUACAUGUCUCCCUCUUUGUAUUUCUGACAACUAAUAGUUGUUGACACAGCAAUCAAUAUUGUAAAUGUUUUGAUAAUAUAUAUUGUCAUAUUAUUUAGUUAUUAGAACUGCAGUUCACAAGUUAAUGACAUAUAAAUGAAAUGGAACAAAAACAUCUCAAACUCAGUAGUGAUUUUACAGGCAAACAUCAUUGGACUGAAACAGGCCUACCAAUAAUGUCCAUCUUUAUUCCAAACCUUUUUUAAUUUGUCUGUCUGCAGUUAUUAAAGUCCUUUCUAUGAAAGGAAAUGCCCUAAAAAUAUUAUUUUUCAUCUUCUUUUUGUAAACCCUUUUAAUUGAUGCUUCUGUUCCCAUAAUGAAGUGUGGUGCGUGUCUUGCAGGUACUGAUGUCCUCUAAUGUACGCAAUAAAAGGUACCUUUGCAAGAAAAUGUGGAGUUGUUUUAUGUUUUGGUAUUUCUUCUGGUUUAGCUAUAUUGUCAUGUUUGUCAAUUAAUUUUCACCCUGACCUCAAAUAAAUGUCUUCUUACAGAAACUUUA